Molecule: messenger RNA, 372 nt
Organism: Scheffersomyces stipitis CBS 6054
Lineage: Eukaryota; Fungi; Ascomycota; Pichiomycetes; Serinales; Debaryomycetaceae
Exons: 1
Coding region: 1-372 (123 amino acids)
Biological process (GO): cristae formation
Cellular component (GO): MICOS complex; mitochondrial crista junction
Source: RefSeq, a predicted model, not a curated record
AUGGGAGGAAGAAUCCACGGGUUCCUCGGAGGUGUAUUGCUCACUUCAGCUUUUGCAUAUUACACUGGAGAAUAUAUCCGCAAAAACGAACAAUUUGUGUCUCAGCAAUUGAGAUCGGCCAACAAUAUCAUACAGAAUAAAAUUCUCACUGACAGAGACUUGAUCAACGAGUCCGUGCCAAAGUCAUCGCAUUCUAUCUCCACUCAGCGUGUGAGUGUUACGGAAACAGCCAAGGACAUCUGGAAUGAUGAAAUCAUCAAGAUGGUCAAUUGGGUGUAUUCUAUAAAUUGGUACCAGGCUGGACUUACUGCCGAUAGAAAAGUAUUAGAGUUUGCUGAUAAGCUCGUGGCCUCGGUGUCUGAGAAAAAGUAA